Messenger RNA from Moneuplotes crassus, 807 nucleotides. The record is from the annotation of a GenBank genome assembly. Lineage: Eukaryota; Ciliophora; Spirotrichea; Euplotida; Euplotidae.
AAUUAAGUAUGAUAGGAGAAGACUACCAAUACCCUUUAGAGCAGCAAGCUCUUAAUUAUCAAGGUAUGCAUUCCAACAUAUUUCAGACACUGGCCAGCACUAUUGAGCUUCUGGGUGAAGAGCUAUUCAGAGUGAAGAUUUCAACAACUUCAACAAAGAUUUCAGCCCAUGAUUCUCGUUUUAAUACUAAAUUAGAAUGUACAAUCAGAGGUUUAGAAAGAUUAUCAAGCCUAAACAUCUGAAACUUACAGAGCGCAACUGAUGUUUUGUCAAAGGUACUAGAUAAGACUAAUAGUAAGGUACCCCAUAAAAAGGUUGAUCCCAGUCGUAAUUCAGGAAGAAGAAACUCUGAUGGGUUCAGUCAAAAACUCUUUACUAUUGGAAAAGGUGCACGAAUGAGGCAGGAAAGUCCAAGAAGAUCAAACAACCAAAAGUCUUUAUCUUCCUCAUUUGCUGAAAAAUCUGAUUCCGUAUAUAAAAGUUACUGAGAUAUUCCAAGUACCCCUAAAACCAAAAUUGCCCCAAGAAAGAUCUCAAAUUUGAGAAAAUCUGGGAUUAAACCUCCUACUAAGACGAGUACAUCCAGAAAUAUGAAGGGACCAAAACCACACAGAAAUUCUGAGAAGAAGUGUCUGAAGAAGAAACUGCCACUAAGCAAAGGAGUCAUUAAUAAAGGAAAUAUCAUCUCGUUCACUCCUUCUAAGUUAGAUUUGCGUAUCAGAGAUCUUGACGGUCAGGUUGCUUCCAUUACCAGAGGAUCCACUCAAGAGUACUCAGAUGCAUAAGGAUCACUGCCCUAAGAUAUUA